CAAAGUACUAGACAAGAAAAAGAUAAAAAUAGUUAUCUACAUACUAAAUAUGAAUAUAAUUAGUGGUAUAAAGCUAGUUACUUUUGAUGCAACAAAUACCUUGCUAAAAUUUCGUAUGCCACCAUGGCAUUACUACGCCCUUGUAGCCAAGGAUUAUGGAUACACAGGAACCGAAACAGAAGUGAAAGAAAGAUUAAUAGACUCAUACAGAUUCAUGUGGGAGAAAUAUCCUAAUUUUGGCAAAAAUUUAAUACCUUGGGAUAAAUGGUGGCAAAAAGUAGUGGCAAGGACUUUUGAAGGGCAGAUUCCUCAAGGAAAAGAUGCUGAAAUUACUAAAAUCCUAAUUGAACAAUACAAGACUUCGAAGUUAUGGUGUGUCGCUGAAGGGGGUCGUCAGUUGCUGAAUAUUCUUGAGAAAAGAUGUAUCAAUACUGGCAUCGUUUCCAAUUUUGAUCCGCGACUCCAUGACAUCUUAAGAAGCUUGGGUAUUAUAAAACAUUUUAAGUUUAUCGUAACGUCAUAUGAGGUUGGAUGUAGUAAGCCUGAUAAGAAAAUAUUUACACAUGCUAUGAAAAGAUGUGGAUUAGUCAAGCCAUCUGAAUGUCUCCAUAUUGGUGAUGAUGUAAAAAAGGAUUAUGAGGCUGUAAUAAGAGCUGGGUGGCGUGCAUUGGUUGUUCAGAGCAGUGAUACUCCAAUGGCUAUGACAGAAAAGUCUCCAGCUUGUGAGCAUAUCUUCCCUAAUUUAUUGACAUUAGCUAAGAGCAUAGAAAAAUCUGAUCUUAAAUUUUAA
Molecule: messenger RNA, 790 nt
Organism: Amyelois transitella
Lineage: Eukaryota; Metazoa; Arthropoda; Insecta; Lepidoptera; Pyralidae
Product: rhythmically expressed gene 2 protein
Exons: 1
Coding region: 50-790 (246 amino acids)
Source: RefSeq, a predicted model, not a curated record